AUGUCCCGUACUUGCACAGGAGUUGUUUUAGACAUGACCGAUCCUUGCCAGUUCGGAAACGGUGGCUGCACGCACAGAUGCCUCAGCGGCGAGUCUGGAGUCGCCGAGUGUGCCUGCAAUCCUGGCUAUGAUCUUCAGGCUGACGGGAGGACAUAUCGCGAUGAAUGUGCGCUUGGCGAAGACCGUUGUUAUGGUGAAGCUGUCCAAUGUGUCAAUGAAAUCGGGACAUAUCGAUGUCACUGCCAACCGGGAUAUCUGUUGACUGGCGACAGUUUGUCAUGCAAAGGUAUAUAUUUAUUUAUAUAUAUAUAUAUAUAUAUAAUUUAUUUGCUAGUCAUGAAUUUUAAAUACUUCAGGCAAAAUAAAUUACAAAUCACUAAAUUAAAAAGUUGA
Molecule: messenger RNA, 393 nt
Organism: Protopolystoma xenopodis
Lineage: Eukaryota; Metazoa; Platyhelminthes; Monogenea; Polystomatidea; Polystomatidae
Source: the annotation of a GenBank genome assembly